Messenger RNA from Capsella rubella, 3079 nucleotides. RefSeq names its product coatomer subunit beta'-1. The transcript has 25 exons. Gene Ontology annotation, cellular component: COPI vesicle coat. The record is from RefSeq and is a predicted model, not a curated record. Gene Ontology annotation, biological process: endoplasmic reticulum to Golgi vesicle-mediated transport; intracellular protein transport; intra-Golgi vesicle-mediated transport. Gene Ontology annotation, molecular function: structural molecule activity; protein binding. Bases 119 to 2866 code for a protein of 915 amino acids. Lineage: Eukaryota; Viridiplantae; Streptophyta; Magnoliopsida; Brassicales; Brassicaceae.
UUCAGAUCCAAAUCGCCAACGCGCACUGGAAAAGCUGCCCCUUGUUGCAUAUUACUCAUCUUCUUCGACAUCUCUGAUCCAAGGUGGUGCGUCCGAUCAUCUGUUUGGGCUUGCAAAGAUGCCUCUGAGGCUUGAAAUCAAGCGGAAAUUCGCUCAAAGAUCAGAAAGAGUCAAAUCUGUUGAUCUCCAUCCAACUGAGCCAUGGAUCCUGGCAAGUUUGUAUUCCGGAACUGUGUGCAUAUGGAAUUAUCAGACACAGACGAUGGUUAAAUCUUUCGACGUCACUGAAUUGCCGGUUCGGUCUGCUAAGUUCAUUGUACGGAAGCAGUGGGUUGUAGCUGGAGCUGAUGACAUGUUUAUUCGUGUCUACAACUACAACACUAUGGAUAAGAUCAAAGUAUUUGAGGCUCAUGCUGAUUACAUUAGGUGCGUUGCUGUUCAUCCUACCCUUCCCUAUGUGUUAUCAUCAUCUGAUGAUAUGCUCAUCAAGCUCUGGGACUGGGAAAAGGGUUGGCUUUGCACUCAGAUUUUCGAAGGGCAUUCCCAUUAUGUUAUGCAAGUGACUUUCAAUCCAAAAGACACCAAUACUUUUGCUAGUGCAUCCCUUGACCGUACCAUCAAAAUAUGGAAUCUUGGUUCUCCAGAUCCAAAUUUUACUUUGGAUGCACAUAUGAAAGGCGUUAACUGUGUAGACUACUUUACUGGUGGGGAUAAACCAUACCUAAUCACUGGUUCUGAUGAUCAUACUGCUAAGGUGUGGGAUUACCAAACGAAGAGUUGCGUUCAGACACUUGAAGGUCAUACACACAAUGUUUCUGCAGUAUCUUUCCAUCCAGAGCUCCCAAUUAUUAUUACAGGAUCUGAGGAUGGAACUGUUCGCAUAUGGCAUGCCACCACUUACAGGCUUGAGAAUACUUUGAAUUAUGGCCUUGAGAGGGUUUGGGCUAUUGGACACAUUAAAGGUUCACGCCGGGUUGUAAUUGGUUAUGAUGAAGGAUCCAUAAUGGUGAAACUUGGCCGUGAAAUACCAGUGGCUAGUAUGGAUACCAGCGGGAAAAUUAUAUGGGCUAAACACAAUGAGAUACAUACUGUAAACAUCAAGAGCGUAGCCGCAGAUGAGGUCACUGAUGGUGAGAGACUUCCUUUAGCUGUUAAAGAGCUAGGGACCUGCGAUCUAUAUCCUCAAAGCUUGAAGCACAACCCUAAUGGUAGGUUUGUGGUUGUUUGUGGAGAUGGUGAGUAUAUCAUCUACACUGCCUUGGCGUGGCGAAAUAGGUCAUUUGGCUCUGCGCUGGAAUUUGUUUGGUCAUCUGAUGGGGAGCAUGCUGUCAGGGAAAGCUCAACAAAGAUCAAGAUCUUCAGCAAGAAUUUUCAGGAAAAGAAGACUGUGAGACCUACUUUCUCAGCAGAGCGCAUUUUUGGUGGGACGUUAUUGGCAAUGUGCUCAAGUGAUUUUACCUGCUUCUAUGAUUGGGCAGAAUGUCGGUUGAUUAGGCGAAUAGAUGUUACUGUCAAAAAUCUGUAUUGGGCAGACAGUGGUGAUCUCGUUGCAAUUGCCAGUGAUUCAUCAUUCUACAUCCUUAAGUUCAAUCGCGACAUUGUUUCCUCUUGUUUUGAUGGCGGUAAACAAAUUGAUGAGGAAGGCAUUGAAGACGCAUUUGAGCUUCUCAAUGAAACCAAUGAGCGUGUUCGGACUGGCUUAUGGGUUGGAGAUUGUUUUAUCUAUACCAAUUCUUCUUGGAGGCUUAACUACUGUGUUGGUGGUGAGGUAACAACAAUGUACCAUCUGGACCGUCCUAUGUACUUGUUGGGCUAUCUCGCUAAUCAAAGCCGGGUUUAUUUGGUUGACAAAGAGUUCAACGUCAUUGGUUACACUUUACUUUUAAGUUUGAUCGAGUACAAGACACUUGUGAUGCGUGGAGAUUUGGAACAGGCUAAUGAAAUCUUACCUUCAAUUCCUAAGGAGCAUCAUAAUAGCGUGGCACACUUUUUGGAAUCACGUGGUAUGAUAGAAGAUGCUCUAGAAGUAGCUACUGACCCUGAUUACAGAUUUGAGUUGGCGAUACAGCUCGGUAGAUUGGCAGUCGCAAAGGACAUUGCUGUAGAGGCACAAAAUGAGUCUAAAUGGAAGCAACUUGGAGAAUUAGCUAUGUCCACUGGGAAGUUGGGUAUGGCUGAGGAAUGCAUGAGGCAUGCAAUGGAUUUGAGUGGUCUGUUGCUGCUUUAUUCUUCAUUGGGAGAUGCAGAUGGAUUGAUGAAGCUGGCAGCACUUGCUAAAGAGCAAGGAAAGAACAAUGUUGCUUUUCUUUGCUUGUUCAUGUUGGGUCAAGUAGAAGACUGCCUGCAUCUGUUGGUGAAAAGUAAUCGGAUACCUGAAGCCGCUAUGAUGGCACGAUCAUACCUUCCAAGCAAUGUCUCCGAAAUAGUUUCAUUGUGGAGAAACGAUUUGACCAAGAUUAGUCCAAAGGCUGCUGAAUCUCUGGCUGAUCCUGAAGAGUAUCCUAAUCUUUUUGAGGACUGGCAAGUCGCCCUGUCCCUUGAAAGUAGAGCUGCAGAGACUAGGGGCGUCCAUCCUCCUGCUGGGCAUUACUGUAAUUUUGCAGACAGAGAUCGUACAACUUUGGUGGAAGCUUUUAGAAUUAUGCAAAUAGAGGAAGAGGGGCGACUAGAACAAGGGGAUGUUCUCAACGAGGUUGAGGAAGAGGGGGAAGAGGAGGAGGGUCAUCAGGAAGAGAGUAGUGAUGGGAUGCAACAGAAUGUGGAAGAAGAGGCUGUGGUGAUAGACACUGACUCUACGGAUGGGGCUGUGCUAGUUAAUGGGAACGAGUCUGAAGAACAGUGGGUUCUAACACCACCACAGGAGUAGGGUUGGCGAAAACAUACGUAUAUUUUUGGCUUUGAAACUUGAUACAUUCAACAGAGAAAUGAGGGAAGAGAGAGAGAGAGAGAUUAGUUGGCAUUGUUGAAACUGAUCUGUUAUCUGCUUCCGCUUUGUACUUUAAAUACAGCUAUAUAUAAAACAAGAUGGUAAUAUGGGUUUUGGGACUCUCUUAUAUUAUUAUUAUUACGCCUUAACUGA